Vollenhovia emeryi is the source of this 738-nucleotide messenger RNA. Its product is annotated as translation machinery-associated protein 7 homolog. The transcript has 2 exons. Lineage: Eukaryota; Metazoa; Arthropoda; Insecta; Hymenoptera; Formicidae. Bases 167 to 361 code for a protein of 64 amino acids. The record is from RefSeq and is a predicted model, not a curated record.
AAUUCACAGCUCGUGGCAGCACAGUCUAUGCGAUCGGCUCAAGAAAACUUUGUCGUAGCUCGUACCGUCUAAAUUGUGUACAUUUGUUAAUUUUUGCCCCGAACGAAUUCUCGAGUCCGCCGUUUGUACCUCGCGAUCCAGUCUGGGAAUUUAGUACACCUGCAAAAUGUCCAGCCGGGAAGGAGGUAAGAAGAAGCCCUUGAAGGCCCCGAAGAAGGACUCCAAGGUUAUGGAUGAUGAGGAUGUCGCGUUUAAGCAAAAGCAAAAGGAAGCGCAGAAAGCGCUGGCUGAGGCGGCAAAGAAAGCCAGCCAGAAGGGUCCUCUGGUCACUGGCGGCAUAAAAAAAUCUGGGAAGAAAUGAUUGUAGUAACAAAUGAAACAUGUGAUCUGUGCCCAUAAAUGUUCCGAUUGUAACUAUUAUUUUGAACUUGAUCCGUCAUUACGCCAGACUGCAAUCUUUGUUUUGUCACCCCCUCACUCUUCGAGGAACUUGUAAAUAUUUCAAUAUUAUGUAUAUGUUCUCCAUUAAAUUUUUAUAAACUUAACCACGGGUCUUGUAUAACAGCGUCAAGUGACAGAUUUUAUGUUUUGCAACAAGAACAUUGGUUCACAAAGAGAGCAAAACGAGAGCACGUAUUUAGAUCUAUCAAUCCUUACACACUCAGGACAGUAAAUUAUUCGUUUUGAUCAUUGAACCGUUGCUUUUGUUUAACACUUAAUAAAUGUAUGUGACAAUUG